GGGAGAGACCUCAGGAGUACAUGAAGCCGACUGUUAACUUCAGGCUCUGUUCACCACACAAAGUCGGUCUGCGUUAGGUAACGAUGAGUACAUCGGAGUCCUUGGAUCGAAUGGAACUCUGUGAAAGCCUCUUGACAUGGAUCCAAACAUUUGGAGUGGAGGCUCCAUGCAAGACAGUAGAAGACUUGACGAGUGGUAUCGUCAUGGCCCAAGCUCUGCAGAAAAUAGAUGUGGUGUAUUUUAAUGACGCUUGGAUUAGUAGAAUCAAGCCAGAGGUCGGGGACAAUUGGAGGUUGAAGAUCAGCAAUCUAAAGAAAAUCCUGAAAGGCAUCCUUGACUAUAACCAGGAGGUGCUGGGUCAGCACAUUAACGACUUCACCUUACCUGAUGUUAACCUCAUUGGAGAACACUCCGACGCAGCAGAACUUGGGAGGAUGCUACAGCUUAUACUGGGCUGUGCUGUCAACUGUGAACAGAAGCAAGAAUACAUCCAGACCAUAAUGAUGAUGGAGGAAUCAGUGCAGCAUGUUGUCAUGACAGCCAUCCAAGAGCUGAUGAGUAAAGAGACUCCAGUGACGGGAGGAAAUGACUCAUAUGUGGAUCUAGACAGACAGCUGAAGAAGACGGUAGAGGAGCUGAAUGAUGCUUUGGCUACCAAGGAAGAGAUCUCCCAGAGGUGUCGAGAGCUUGAUAUGCAGGUGGCAGCUCUGCAAGAGGAGAAGAGCAGUUUGCUUGCAGAAAACCAGGUCCUAAUGGAGAGACUUAACCAGUCUGACUCCAUAGAGGAUAUAAACAGCCCUGCUGGACGCAGACACCUCCAGCUGCAGACACAACUGGAGCAACUGCAGGAAGAAACUUUCAGGUUGGAGGCGGCGAAAGAUGACUACCGGAUUCGUUGUGAAGAGCUUGAAAAAGAGCUCUUGGAUGUGAAGUCGCAGAAUGAAGACCUCACGUCACUGGCGGAUGAAGCCCAGUCUCUCAAAGAUGAGAUGGAUGUCCUCAGGCAUUCAUCGGACAAAGUGUCAAAGCUGGAGGGCACAGUGGAACACUACAAGAAGAAACUGGAGGACAUGGGACUUCUCAGGAGACAGAAUAAGCUAAUGGAGGAGAAGAACACAGUGCUAAUGCAGACCAAUGUCGGUUUGGAAGAAGAGCUACGAAAGGCGAAUGCUACCAAGGGCCAGCUGGAGACAUACAAGAGACAGGUGGUCGAGCUUCAGAACAGACUGUCUGAAGAGUCGAAAAAGGCUGACAAGAUGGAGUUUGAGUACAAACGUGUCAAAGAGAAGGUGGACUCGCUACAAAAAGAAAAAGAUCGUAUGCGAACGGAGAGAGACUCUCUUAAGGAGACUAUUGAGGAGCUACAUUGUGUUCAAGCACAGGAGGGACAGCUUACAUCAGGUUUGUUCCCCUUGGCCAGCAACGACGGCUCUGAUUCACUGGCUGCUGAGAUCACCACCCCAGAGAUACGAGAACAUUUGAUUCGUCUUCAGCAUGAGAACAAGAUGUUAAAGCUGGCCCAGGAAGGAUCAGACAAUGAGAAGAUUGCACUGUUGCAGAGUCUACUGGAGGAUGCCAACAGGAGAAAAAAUGAACUGGAGACAGAGAACAGGCUAAUCAAUCAGCGCCUGAUGGAGGAACAGAGUCAGGUAGAGGAGCUACAAAAGAAUCUUCAAGAACAGGGUUCCAAAGCAGAUGAUACUAUAUCUUCCAUUCUGAAGAAGAAAUAUGAGGAGCACAUGGAGAAGCUGCGAGACCUGAACAAUGAGUUACUGAAGAAAAAUUCCUUCAUCGACGAGAUGGAGCCUAAAUACAGUGCCAGCUGCCAACGAGUGGAUGAGCUGGAAGAGGCGUUGAAAAAGAAAGAUGACGAUAUGAAACAGAUGGAGGAGAGAUAUAAGAAGUACUUGGAAAAAGCCAAGAGUGUAAUCCGGACCCUGGACCCCAAACAGAACCAGGGUUCAGGUCCAGAGGUCCAGGCCCUGAAGAACCAGCUGCAGGAGAAGGAGAGGAUGUUGCACUCAUUGGAGAAAGAGAUGGACAAGACAAAAGGCCAGAGAGAUUACGAGGAGAAACUGAUUGUGUCAGCCUGGUACAAUAUGGGUAUGUCUCUGCAGAAGAAGGCGGCUGAAGACAGACUUGCCAGUACCGGCUCUGGUCAGUCCUUCCUGGCCCGGCAGAGACAAGCCACCAGCACACGCCGCUCCUACCCAGGCCACGUCCAGCCAGCUACCGCAAGCAAUAUCACUGCAUGACUGGCACACCAAUGAACUGGCCAAACCUGGUGUGGCCCGGCUCGGCCUGUCUUUGGCCUGCGCUUGGCCUGGCUGAGGCACGCGAUGCAUGAACUCCCUGCCUGCAUCCUGUUUGCAUGACUUUGCAUUGACUCAAGCCUGCGAAUAACCAGCGUAACUGCAGCAGCAGCAGCAGCAGCAGCAGCAUGAGCACUAACAACCCUCUGCAGUGUCAUGCAUUGUAACCUCCAGACAAGCCUGAGGAGGGAUGAGGUCAGGAAAAAAAAGCAAACCCUCACCCUCCAGCUCCCAAUUAAACUCCUUUCCACCCCUCCAGCUCCUUACUCCUCAUGUUCCUCCUGCUCUCGGCUAUCCUCUCCAUGUUCCCUUCCUCUUCCUCACUCUUCAUGGACAUGCCUGCUUGUGCUUCCACAUCAAGUCUGUUACACUUCAACCUACCAUAUGUUACAAACAGCUAGAACAGGGGCAGAAUAUUGCAGGAUAUAAUCUGUCAAUCAAGCAGUAAAUCUACUAAUAAGGCUUUUCUAUAGUACUUGUAUGUAACUUAAUGUUGGCUGGCUGCUCCAGGAUACCUCAAUGACAUAUUUUCACAUAUCUGUUUUUAUUCACAUGGUUGGAGGAGAGUUUGCAUCAGCGUGAGAAAUAUUUGAGAGGUGUAACCUGCAAACAAAUGUCUGCAUUACAAAAAAGGAGUCAGCUCGCCUUUAAGCAAUGGUUCUGCCCUGCCUCUCCUCAACAUGUUGCCAGAUGGCAUCUUAGACUGUGUUUUUAUCUAAAGUAUUAGUGAGCACAACAAGUAUUGGACUAAAGCAGAGUUUACGGGGCAUUACCACGUGCCCUGUUGGCUUUUCGACAUUUUGCAAUAGGAGCAUAGGAUGGCAAAAUAACUGUUUUUAAAUGAAUAACAUUGUUACAGAUAUGCUUUUAUACAGGAUAAAAGCCCCCAUUAGCCUACUUGUAAUGUUUCUUUAAAUGGAAUUUUAUGAGAGUGUAGCCUCUAUACUUCCAUAAAAUGCACAUUUGGUACACAUUUCUAUAAUGUCUCUAGUUAACCGCUAUGUUUAUGUUAUUUGUCUAAGUAGCAAAUAACCUGAGGUCUAAUUCAGCCAAGAGCAAUUUGACUGAAUCAUUGCCUGCAAAGUAUAAAGAAAGUAAGGGUAGGAAACUGUACAUUAGCUGACGUUGGCUAAUUUACAGUACUUACUUUUGAAAGGGCUAAGCAUUUAAAAAUGUAGAAAGGGAAGCAAUUGCAAUCUUCAAAGAUCCUGUUCAUCACAGAUAAAACCCAUUUUCAGUACACUUUAAUUCGAUACAAGCAAUCACACCAGACAGUUCCAAAUAAUCCUGCACUUGAAGAAGUUGACUGCUUAAACAUGCAGUGUUAACCACAACACAUGAGUUACACAAGACAUGUAAUAAUAUUAGUAAUAGGGAAACUUAACCUGGUGUUGCUUGAAGUUACACUUUAUAUUUUAUGUAGCUUUUUAAAACAAAUGUCUUAAAUUUUAUUUCCAGAGCUUCUGAAAAUUAUGUUACCAAUAUAAGGGUGAGAAAGACUGAAAAGAAACACCCGGACCUAAGGGUGUAUGCAUAUUACAGGCAUAAGUGCAUACAUUUUUCUAAUGAGAGAGAUGGUUGAAUCCUCCAGUUUAGUGCCUUUGUUUCGAAUAUGACAUUUUAAAAAAAAGAUAAAGAUUGGCUGGUCUUUAUAGGAGUUAAGGCAGGAAGACAUGCUGCCUGUUAAGACCAGUUUCAUUGUGUUUUUGAAAAGAGAAAAAAAUGCCUGAGAUGAGCUUUAAUCUCAUCCACAUGAUAGUUUUCCUGACAAAAAACGUGUAUUGUUUAGAUUAAGUAGGCUUAAUGAGGGCUUUUCUUCUGUUUUUUUAACAUAUUUUACUCAUAAAAUGUUAUUUUGUGUAACCUUGGUUUAAUUCAUGCCGUGCAUUUUUAUCUUAAUGGCUUAUUUAUUCUUUUGCCGCUUGUACAGCAGUGUUGUUACAUUUUUUUUUAUAUUAGUAGUAUUAUUAUAUCAUCACUCAUACUGUUACAAUUGAUGUGAAGUUUUCAUAGGACAUCAAAAUACUGUUAAAUACUUGUCUUAUGCAACAAAAGGAGGACCUGGGUUUAAAUAGUGCAGUGUUUGUCUCCAUCUAAUGAAAAUGACACAGAGGUUAUUAAAAUCAGCAUAAAGUGGAGAAAACCCCGCAUGGUUACAUUUACCUCCAGUCGUUUCAGGAAGAGAAGUUUCUUGGAAAAUGACUGUGUUAAGAAACGUGUCAUGUUUGAAAUUGAAUGUUUCCUCAUCAACAAAAAGCACAUUCUACACUUUUAAUUCACUGAAUUGUUGGUGGAUUUACUGUGACCCUACAAAUGAUCCUAUUUUCAGUAUUUUAGUGACAGCAAUGAAGACUGGGGUCAUGUUUGCGGGAAAAGGCUCAUUAGCUGUGGGUUAUGCAUGUGUGGUUGCAUUAAAAUGAAGUUAGAUUCUACAUUUGGACAUCAAAAUAAUGUUUUCCAGAAGCGAGCGGUGAAAAAAAAACAUUUGCAGUACAAACUCAGUAAAGAGAUGCCGGAUUUGUCCAGUUUCUACUUGUUUCUGUCCAGAUCUGUGUUUUGUUAACCACUUGCCAUUAACAUCAGUUUGAGCUGUAAGUUAUAUUACACAGAACUCUUUCAGCCGUCCAUCCCCAUCAGUCAUUGGUUUGGUAAGAAGUCUGUAUAUAAUGGAACACAUCCACAUCGUGGUUGGCUUGUCUAAAGUUGCAUCAGGGAUGUUGCGGAAAUCUUUUUUUUUUUUUUUUAAAUAUCUCCCUAAGAGAAAACAUAAUGUGUUGUCCCCUUUUAUCCUCCAUCGAGUCAGCCACUGUAUUUUGUUGCUUUUAUGCGUCUGUAUAUACUCAAUAUUACUGGCAAAUAAUGAGAUACUGAGGCAAAGAUUAUCGCAGGGAUUAUCACAGUAAUCGAAGCAGAAGAACUGAUUUCAGAAGCCAGCUAGUUUGGGCCAUUUUCAGACCUUAUUAAUGCAUAUUUCUGGUCAAAAAAGAAGGAAAGUUGACAUCUUGAAGUACUGUUCAAGCUAUAAUCCAAAACCUCUGCUGAAUCUUUAUGUUGGAGAACAGUUUACUGAGUGAGUAUUGCAGUAAUCUUCACAAAAAGUCAUUGUGUGUUGUAUUACUUUCAUGUCUAAGAUAACAUGAGUACUCAGUGUUCCCUAGUGUUACUUGACUGCUAAUUGCACUGUCGGCCAGUCAAAAGUGUAUUGAAGAGAUGAAACAAACAACAUGCGGCUGUUAACAGGUCAGAAUAUGCGUGCAGUGUUUGCUGUAUUUUUUUUUUUUUUUUUUUUACUCAUUGGCAAACUUUUCUUUAUAUAUCGAAGUAGCAAAUUACCUUCCAUUUGCCAAGUUUUAUAAUGCUUGUAUACGAACACACUAUGUACAUACUUUAUGUAACAGUGGUAGAGGAGGUGUUUGACCAUUUGAGAAUGACAAAAUAAAACUUGUGUUUAGUUAGAUGGAUUUCAUAUAGCAUCUGUCCGAGGAGGGCCUAUUGAUGAAAACGUGCUUCCUACACUGCAAAACUUGGAAAUUACAUUGUAAAUAAAGCUUGUAU
Molecule: messenger RNA, 5867 nt
Organism: Chelmon rostratus (copperband butterflyfish)
Lineage: Eukaryota; Metazoa; Chordata; Actinopteri; Chaetodontiformes; Chaetodontidae
Gene: hook3
Product: hook microtubule-tethering protein 3
Exons: 25
Coding region: 84-2255 (723 amino acids)
Biological process (GO): cytoskeleton-dependent intracellular transport; cytoplasmic microtubule organization
Cellular component (GO): cytoplasm; centrosome
Molecular function (GO): microtubule binding; dynein light intermediate chain binding
Source: RefSeq, a predicted model, not a curated record